Messenger RNA from Condylostylus longicornis, 1134 nucleotides. Its product is annotated as period circadian protein homolog 1-like. Gene Ontology annotation, cellular component: extracellular region. Lineage: Eukaryota; Metazoa; Arthropoda; Insecta; Diptera; Dolichopodidae. The record is from RefSeq and is a predicted model, not a curated record. The coding region runs from base 1 to 1134 and encodes 377 amino acids. The transcript has 4 exons. Gene Ontology annotation, molecular function: chitin binding.
AUGAAAGCAGGUUUCGUUAUUUUUGCAAUUUUUUCACUUGGAAUAAUAAGUGCAAAUGCCGAUUGGCCACAAUGUAAUGGUGUCGCCCAUGGAAGACUAGUUCAUCAUCCAGAUACAUGUACAAAAUAUAUUGUUUGUGAAAAUGGCGGUGUUGAAAUGACAUGUCCAGCAAAUCUACAUUUUAGUGAAGCACAGCAAACUUGUGAUUAUCCAGAAAGAGCAAAUUGUCAAGGAAAUUCAGGAAGACCUUGUCCACCUUGCCCUAAUCCUUGUCCAAACCCGUGCCCUAAUCCUUGUCCAAAACCAUGUCCAGAUCCAUGUUGCUGUUGUUGUUGCAAAGAAACAACAACAACAACAACAACUCGGAAACCAUGUCCUCCACCAUGCCCAAAUCCAUGUCCUCCACCAUGCCCUGAUCCAUGUUUUAACCGCCGCCUACGUUCAAUUGCCUCCAAAAUAAAUUUAAACAAGGAUUUGGAUAUUCUAAAAACAGAAACAAUGAAAGGAGCCAUUAUUUUAGCAAUUUUUUCACUAGGAAUAGUAAGUGUAUACGCCGAUUGGCCACAAUGUGAUGGUGUCGCUCAUGGAAGACUAGUUCGUCAUCCAGACACAUGUAGAAAAUAUAUAGUCUGUGAAAAUGGCGGUAUUGAAAUGACUUGCGCAGCUGAUCUCCAUUUCAAUGAAGAGUUACAAACUUGUGAUUAUCCUGAAAAGGCAGGUUGUGAAGGAAAUCCAGGACCUGGACCAGGACCCGGACCAGGACCCGGCCCAGGACCAGGACCAAGCCCUGGACCAGGACCUUGUCCACCUUGUCCCAACCCCUGCCCUAAUCCAUGUCCAAAACCAUGUCCAGAUCCAUGCUGCUGCUGCUGUAAUUGUGGUUCAACUACUCCCAGGCCAACAACUCCAAGACCUACAACACCAAGACCAACAACACCAAGACCAACAACACCAAGACCUACAACUCCAAGACCAACAAGCAGUUCAACUACACGUGGUCCAAUUACAACACCUCAACCAUGUCCACCAUGUCCUCAGCCAUGUCCAGAUCCAUGUCAUAAACCAUGUCCUGAUCCCUGUUUUAAUCGCCGUCUUCGAUCAAUCGCUUCCAAAUUAUUGAUAAAAAAAGAAUAA